Messenger RNA from Hemicordylus capensis (graceful crag lizard), 1399 nucleotides. RefSeq names its product integrin binding sialoprotein (gene IBSP). Bases 25 to 987 code for a protein of 320 amino acids. Gene Ontology annotation, biological process: ossification; extracellular matrix organization; bone mineralization. The transcript is spliced from 6 exons. Lineage: Eukaryota; Metazoa; Chordata; Lepidosauria; Squamata; Cordylidae. The record is from RefSeq and is a predicted model, not a curated record. Gene Ontology annotation, cellular component: extracellular region.
UUUUCAUUUCCAGAAGUCAGAAAAAUGAGGACAGCACUAAUCUUUGUCUGCCUCCUGGGAGUAGCUUGUGCCUUCUCAGUAAAAAACUUCAGAAGAAGAUUUAAGGCAGCAGAUUCAGAAGAAAAUGCGGUAUUCAAAAACAGAUUUAGAAAUUUCCUUUUUAGAUAUCCCUACUUCUACCCACCCAUGAAAAGAUUUCAGUCCAACAGUGACUCAUCUGAAGAAGGCUUUGGUGGUGAUAGUUCAGAAGAGGAGGAGGAAGAGCAAGAAGGGUCCAAUGAAGGAGAAAAUGGAGGUGGAAAAGAGAGUGAAACUGAAGAAGUCACUACAGAUGCUCCCACGGGCAAAGGUGCUGGAGGCAAGAAUGGUGUUGCUAAUGGCAAACCUCCUAAGCAGGUGCCAGUAAAAAAAGAGCCUGUUGAGAAACCUGGGAAAGGAGGUGAAAAGGACAAAGCUCCAGAAAAGGGUGGAAAGGAAGAGGAAGAUAGUGAUGAAAAUGAGGAAGAAGAGGAGGAGGAGGAGGAGGAGAAAGAGGAAGAGAAAGUGGAUGAGAACGGGAGCGGCUUCAAUGGCACGAGCACAAACAGUACUGCAGAAGAGAAUGGGAAUGGGGGCAACGGAGAGGAGGAAGAGGAAGGCAAUGAGGAAAACGGAGCCACCACCGCUGCUCCAACUACCCUGGUCACCACUGCUAUCCCUACUGCAGUGUAUCAGGAGCAAUAUGAAACCACCACGGAAGAACAGUGGCCCUAUGAGAGCACCCCUGGAAAUGAGGAGCAAUAUGACACUGCCACCGAAGAUCCAUGGGCUUAUGAUACAACCACCACCACUGGGUACGAAAAUGGAUACGAGACUCAAACAGAUUACCGUGGCCAUGAGAAUGGGUAUCCCCGAGGGGACACUUUCAGAACAUAUGAGGACGAGUAUAGCUACUACAAAGGUCACGGGUAUGAUGUCUAUGGCCAAGAUUACUACUACAGUCAAUGAAAAAUACAAGCCAUUUCUUGUGGUGCCUAAUGAUAAUAUUUUGCAUGGCAAUUGUUCACGAAUGUCUACUCAGGAAGAUGUAUCACAAUAUAACAUGGUGCCUGCUAAGCAAGAGAGAAGAUUAAUAUCUGGCAUUAUUGCUGACCAUGAAAAUGUGCUCUUUUUGUAUGUUUUUAAAUGUGUGCUUUUGACCAGUAUUCUGUAUCUGUUGUGGACUUUUGUAGGGUUUGUAAGGUUUAAAAAAAAUCAUGGUGUCAAAGAAUAUUGUUUCAAAUGGAAUUAUUAUCAAACAGAAGAUUAUUGUAUACUGUAUAUGCUCUGCCCUUGUUUUUGUAUUAAAGCUAAGAUGAUGAGUUUUGAAACAGUGUACAGAGGAUUUCCUAAGCAAGAAUAAAGGAGGUUUAAACUGCUA